AUGACUACUUUAUUCACUAUAGGUGCAGAGUACGAAAGGGAGAGGCUAGAACGUAUUGAACAAAAUCGUGCUAUCUUAGCAAAGCUUGGUUUGGAUAGUGAUAAUUUGCGUAAAUUAUCACUUAAAAAACCUAAACCCGUUAAGAAAACGUAUAUCGUUAAUAAUACCCCUGAAAAUAACAACGGAAGCAGUGAAGGCGAGCAAGAAAAACGAAGACCUUCUCGUCUUCCUAAACCUUCCAAGACAUCACGUGACUCACCUCAUAAAAUUAGAUAUGUAGAAAAAUCCUCCUCUAGAACUUAUAGAAGAAUGGCUUCGCGUAACCACCUCGGCAGGAGAACUUAUGGUGGUCGUAUUUAUGAUUCUGAACAUGGUACAACUUGUCAUCAAUGUCGUCAGAAAACAAUUGAAGAUAAGGUUCAAUGUACCAAUGUUCUUCAAGAUGGAUCGUUAUGUAAAGUAAUGAUGGAUGAGCGAUGUUUGGUCGGCAGAUAUGGACAAACCUUACAAGAUGCACGCGAAUCAGGUGAAUGGAGUUGUCCCAAAUGUAGAGACGUAUGUAACUGUUCUUUUUGCAGGAAAAAGAAAGGUUUGUCUGCUACAGGCAUUCUUAAACAUGUCGCCUUGAAAGCAGGUUACAAUUCUGUUAUGGAAUAUUUAGGUGAUGCUUAA
Messenger RNA from Funneliformis mosseae, 672 nucleotides. NCBI's taxonomy places the organism in Eukaryota, Fungi, Glomeromycota, Glomeromycetes, Glomerales, Glomeraceae. The record is from the annotation of a GenBank genome assembly.